Messenger RNA from Oreochromis aureus, 2152 nucleotides. RefSeq names its product urotensin 2 domain containing (gene uts2d). Bases 1508 to 1867 code for a protein of 119 amino acids. The record is from RefSeq and is a predicted model, not a curated record. Gene Ontology annotation, molecular function: hormone activity. Gene Ontology annotation, biological process: regulation of blood pressure; blood vessel diameter maintenance. NCBI's taxonomy places the organism in Eukaryota, Metazoa, Chordata, Actinopteri, Cichliformes, Cichlidae. The transcript has 5 exons. Gene Ontology annotation, cellular component: extracellular region.
CUUUGAAUUGACGCAGCCUCGAGAAGAGUCUCGAGGUGCAGUGGCUGUAGACGUGUGCUGCAUGUGCAGCUGUGGAAAGUCUUCACCACGAAGCAACCGUGGGUCAACAGUACGGUCCACGCGAGUAACGAUGCAUGUGUGGGAACCGUCAAGGCAGACUAAGCGAAUGGAUCCGCAUUUACACGUGUCAUACUUUCUAUAAAAUACACGCUCACUGCAGCUGGUCUUUUGAUUAUGGUAAUCUAAUUGCUCCCUCUGGUGUUCAGCUGUCGGGUAGCCUUUCAGCCGCUUCCAAUUGACAUAACAUCCCUAAAACAAGUCGAGCGGUCCAUUUGCAGAUAAAUCAAUGGGAUUGUUAGUAGUACUUAAGCAUCACAGACCGCGACAGUGAUGCUUAAGUAAAGCAGUUUUACUGUUUAUUUUUUUAGUGAAAUACAAUGAGGUCAACGAAGGCCUGACCUCUGCCGUUAAAGAUGAAAUAGAACAGAAGCUGGGCUGAAGGCUGUGGGGCUCCGAGGUGCUUAAACUGCUGUUACAGAGUUACGAAUGCAUCAUUUCAGGAUUAAUCUUUAGGUGCAUCCCUAUGAUAUUUAGUUGGUGUGAACAGUGACUGCCUCCUGCAGACUCAGUAGCCUAGUUUCAGUUCUUUAUCAGUACAUUUGGUUUUCAUUUACACGACAGACCCUGAAGAUCCCCUCAGCACAGUCUUUCCUGAUUCUUUAGCUUUCGUGUUUGUAGUCUCUUUAUUUGUCUAUUCAAAAGAUGAGUGGCUAAAGUAGUGAGCUUAUGAAAACCCCUUGUGUGCAAGUCUCAUCCCAAAGGACUCUUAUAAUAACAGCCAAAUUUAGCAGGUUCAAGGCAGCUCAUUUCCCUUAGCCCGCACAAACACUAUGUGCGCUCCGCUGGCUGACGUAUGAAAUGUGAUUUCCUUGAUUCAUAGAAUAGGAUACGGUAAAAUGGGAGGUGUUGGAUGUUUGGCGUUGCCUCAGUGAUGGAUGCUCCUUCGUCUCCAGAUCAGUCCUGAAGCCAAGAUUGAAGAGCCCGUCUCUGGUUAUGGUGCACUUAAGGACCGAAUCCAUUUACUUGCCACUCUUUCCCUAGGCCAACCCACUCCUGCGUACCUAUUUUAGGAAGCAAUUAAAGUAAAAGAAAAAGACUUGCAAGUGCCAAGAACAUCUGAUUCUGGUUCAUAACCAACAGGUUGAUUGAUAGCAUCCUCUCUUUUUGAUUUACCCGUGUCAGAGUGAUGUAGGGUUUCUUGGCCGCACGUCCGUGUCAGACCGCUGUAUUUCAUUCAGACGAUUCACAGGCCCUGUGAGAAGGUGGCCCAGUGACGAAGUCCACAGUGACGAGAGGUGAAUUUAGUAAUCAAGGGGCCGACGGGCCCCUCCUCCCAGCUCGUAGAAGUAUAAAUAUAUUGAUGGGUUGGUUUUAAGGGAGUGGACAUCUAGCCUUGCUCGAAGGAGUGCUCACAGUGCGAAAUUCGCUUGACAUUACAUUGAAUGCCAUGGACAGGGUUACAGCUGUGAGCUACUGUUUAGGACUCCUGAGUUUGUUUCUACUGCAAGGCGUGCUCAAUGUGGACGGGAGGAGCAUAUUUAAUCCAGGGAACCCUGCUUUUAGUCAGAAAGAAGACACAGAUUCCCAGAGCAAAAUUCUGGCACUAUUACUGCACAAAAGCUUAGUCCCAGUGGAAAAGGAUGAUCCUCUGGGUGUUGAGCUGGCUAAUAAAUUAGCUGAGAUCGAGGAGCUGAGAGCGCUGAAGGAGGACCUGGAGCUGGAGAGGAAGAUUGCAGCUAAUAUGGUAGAAGGCAAAUCCAUAACAAGGAAACGCGGAGAACCCUGCUUCUGGAAGUACUGCGUCUGAGACGGAUGCAAGAGGAGGACGACCACUGUGAAAUCUUGCUGCAAAGCCCAACAUAGCCUUAAAACUCAGACUAGCAGUAAUAUAAUCAUACUGUAUUUAUCCCAGCAAUAUAGAGUUGUAACAUAGUUGUUUCAUUAAUAAAGGUUUCAUUUCACCGUGGCUUUACAUCUAGAAUCUGUAAAUAAUAAUAAUACUUGAGGAUUACAUAUGACGAAACAUUACACAUUACUUUACUUGAGUUUUCUUUGCAUGACACUUGUGUUUUUGUCGCCCUCCUGUGGUAGA